CCCCAAGUGACAGAAAACAACAGAGACGGUGAAGCAGCCAGUUCCAUGAGGAGAGCAGAGCAGCUGCUGGAGACGUGGGGACAGAUGUGAGGUCAUCGGCAGACAGAAGCUUUGACACUGAGGGCUGGACUGGUGGAGAAAAGACAGGCUGGACCCACAGACCACAUCAAUGAAGACACCUGGCAUGGCGGUUUUCAAGCAACAGAACGUGGAUGAUUUCUAUGAAAUUGGGGAGGAACUGGGAAGUGGGCAGUUUGCCAUAGUCAAGCGCUGCACAGAGAAGAGCACGGGCACCGAAUACGCCGCCAAGUUCAUCAAGAAGCGCCAGAGUCGGGCCAGCAGGCGAGGCGUGAGGAGAGAGGAGAUCGAGAGGGAAGUGACCAUCCUGCAGGAGCUCCAGCACGCAAACAUCGUGUCCCUGCACGAUGUGUACGAGAACCGCACGGACGUGGUGCUCAUCCUCGAACUGGUCUCUGGAGGAGAGCUGUUUGACUUCCUGGCUCAGAAGGAGUCACUCAGUGAAGAGGAGGCCACUCAGUUUAUCAAACAGGUCCUGAACGGAGUCCAGUACCUCCACUCCAAGAGGAUCGCACACUUUGAUCUGAAGCCUGAAAACAUAAUGCUGCUGGACAGGAACGUUCCUCUACCCCGCAUCAAACUCAUAGACUUCGGCCUCGCACACAAAAUAGAAGCUGGCGCAGAUUUCAAAAACAUUUUUGGCACUCCUGAGUUCGUCGCCCCAGAGAUAGUCAACUACGAGCAACUAGGAUUGGAGGCAGACAUGUGGAGCAUCGGAGUCAUCACUUAUAUACUGUUAAGCGGCGCCUCACCUUUCCUGGGUGACACCAAGCAGGAAACGCUGGGAAACAUCUCGGCGAUGAACUACGACUUCGACGAGGAGUUCUUCAGCAACACGAGCGAGCUGGCCAAGAGCUUCAUCCGACAGCUCCUGGAGAAGGACACGAGAAAACGGUUGACCAUACAAGAAACCCUCAAUCAUCCUUGGAUCAAGUCCUGCGGUCACCCGGAGGAGGACAGCGCCGCCCCUGAGGCCGAGAAGAAAGCGGAGCAGCUGAAGACUAAGCGUCUGAAGGAGUACACCAUCCAGCUGCAUUCCAGCAUGCUGCAGAACAACACGUACGCCAACUUUGAGCGCUUCGCCCAUGUGGUGGAGGACAUCAGCCUGAUGGAGACGGGGCUGUCAGAGGUGGCGGGGGCCCACCACACCCUUCAGGGGGACAUCGAGGCGCUGCUCUCCAUCUACAAUGACAAGGAGGCCUGGUACAAGGAGGAGAGCGAGGCAGCGCGGAAGCAGCUCUCCCAGGUCCGCUAUGAGUUUCGCAAAGUGGAGGCCACCAGGAGGCUGCUGCAGGAGGACGUGAAGGCCGUAGAUGCCGCUCUGGAGAGCAUCAGCGGGAAAUACAACCAGAGGCAGAGCCAGAUGGACGCUCUGCGGCUGGAGCUGGAUUCUGAAAUGCAGUGGCUGCAGGACGUGAUGAGCUCCCUGCAUCCAGAGGGCGCUGACAGCGUCCACAGCAGCAGUCUGAACGUGGACGUGAAGCAGGCGCUGAAGGAGCUGCUGCGUCAGUCCUGCAGAGGGGAACUGUGCCCUGAGGCCCAGCAGCCGCUCAGCGACUCUGGUUAACACGCUCAGACGAAGACACGCUUUCCUUGAACUUAGGGAUCUUAACGUGUUCUGCACAUAGAUUUUUGUUUCCAGAGACACAAACUUUUGAAUGUAUAGCUGUGUAGUACUCCUUUUUUAGAUUUCCUUAUUUGUGAAAACAAAAAUAAUUGAACUUUCCAGUUGAAGAAAUAGAUUACAGGAAAUACGCGUGAUUGCUUUCUUGUUGAGGGAUAAAUGAGAUGAUUAAUAGUCUGGUUCUGGAAGUAAAAAUCCCGUUGAUUUUAAAAUAGAGAUGUUGAUUAUCAACCCUAAUAUUGUAAUCAUCCGAGGUAGACUUACAGUUAGCUUGUGUUUGCGAUGUCAAGUGCAACACUACCCACAAUCCUCAGGUGAAGAAGCGAAUGGUAAAGGGUGGAGCUCGCUGUUACCACGGGAAAGUAAGCUACUGUAUACGAUAAAAAUAAAGAUACAGCAGAGGCUAGCCUGGCUCUGUCCAAGUAUCUACCUCUAGUCCUAACUCUAAAGCUUAUAUCUUGUUUAUCAAAGCAUUACAGUAAGCAAAGCGAAAACACAUUUUUUAUUGAGGGCAAAAUCAUCUGUAAAAUACCAACUCGGCAUGUACAUGUAGUGCUUUAGAGAGCAAAUAAUCAUACUUCACAAAAUGUCAAACAUUUAUUUUAUGUGGUACAAUAUAAAAUGUUACUAAACUUGAAAUGUUAUUAACAGAAGCUGAUUUAACUUACGCACAGCUCUUUUUGAUGGAGCAGCUUUGGUGGCAUAUACUGUAGCAAUGAAGACAACAAUGGUUAUUAAUGUUUUUACUCCGUCAUGUUCACAUGAAUACAGAAUCAAACUGCAAAUAUUUUCAAUUGAAUGUAUUUGAAGUUGACAUUUUGGGAUUGAUUUAUUGCUUUUGUUAUCCCAGUCAAUUUUUUUCGACUAUACAGUCAUAUUUUUUACAAUGGUUAUAAAUGUGUAGAAUAACUUUUGUAGUCUUAUUAAUUAACAAUGGGCACUUUUAAUGAAUGUUGAAUUUAUUUAUUUGAUGUAAAAUCCUUUUUGUUUCUUUCUUGGAGAUGUUACAACAGCAAUCUAUGAUGAGAUGUAGUUUAUCAGUUUUGCACCUUUUUCAGUGUUUUUUCAACACCUUACAGAUGUUUUGGUCUCGGUUGAUGUGCACACUGACAUUUUUAACUGUUGUCAAAACCUCUGAAAUAAAUGUGCAUUAUUUAUUAAA
Platichthys flesus (European flounder) is the source of this 2864-nucleotide messenger RNA. It is a transcript of the gene dapk2b, whose product is annotated as death-associated protein kinase 2b. The transcript has 10 exons. The record is from RefSeq and is a predicted model, not a curated record. Gene Ontology annotation, biological process: positive regulation of apoptotic process; intracellular signal transduction; protein phosphorylation. The coding region runs from base 170 to 1645 and encodes 491 amino acids. NCBI's taxonomy places the organism in Eukaryota, Metazoa, Chordata, Actinopteri, Pleuronectiformes, Pleuronectidae. Gene Ontology annotation, molecular function: ATP binding; protein serine/threonine kinase activity. Gene Ontology annotation, cellular component: cytoplasm; nucleus.